Molecule: messenger RNA, 1194 nt
Organism: Zygotorulaspora mrakii
Lineage: Eukaryota; Fungi; Ascomycota; Saccharomycetes; Saccharomycetales; Saccharomycetaceae
Product: alkene reductase
Exons: 1
Coding region: 1-1194 (397 amino acids)
Molecular function (GO): FMN binding; NADPH dehydrogenase activity
Source: RefSeq, a predicted model, not a curated record
AUGCCAUUUGUCAAAGACUUUUCGCCAAUCCCCUUGGGCGACACCAAUCUGUUCAAGCCAAUCAAGGUUGGCAACAAUGAGUUGUUGCAUCGUGUUGUGAUGCCUCCUUUGACGAGAAUGAGGGCCACGCACCCGGGCAAUGUCCCAAACAAGGACUGGGCCGCAGAGUACUAUGAUCAGCGCUCCAAAAGGGCCGGAACCAUGCUCAUCACCGAGGGCACCUUCCCGUCCGCGCAAAGCGGUGGCUACGACAAUCCGCCGGGCAUUUGGUCCAAGGAACAGUGCGAACAAUGGGAAAAGAUAUUCAGAAAGGUCCACGACAACAAAUCGUUCAUCUGGGUCCAAUUGUGGGUCCUCGGCAGACAGGCGUAUCCAGAUACGCUGGCAAGAGACGGAUUGCGCUACGACUCCGCUUCCGACGCCGUGUACAUGGACGCGGAGCAAGAGGAAAAGGCGAACAAGGCGAACAACCCCCAGCAUGGUAUCACGAAGGAUGAGAUCAAACAGUACAUCGCAGAUUACGUUCACGCCGCGAAGAACAGCAUCGAGGCAGGCGCCGAUGGGGUCGAGAUCCACGCCGCGAAUGGCUAUCUUUUGAACCAGUUUUUGGACCCAAUCUCCAACAAGAGAACGGACGGAUACGGCGGGUCCAUUGAAAACAGAGCUCGCUUCACCCUAGAAGUCGUCGACGCGGUUGUCGAAGCCAUUGGCGCCGACAAGGUCGGCAUCAGAUUUUCACCAUACGGCACAUUCGGCACCAUGUCUGGCGGCGCAGAACCGCUGAUCGUUGCUCAGUACGCCUACGUGUUGGGCGAACUGGAGAGAAGGGCCACCCAAGGCAGCCGUUUGUCGUACGUGCACCUCGUCGAGCCCCGCGUCACCAACCCGUUCUUCACCGAGGGCCAAGGCGAGUACGAGGGCGGCAGUAACGACUUUGCUUACUCGGUCUGGAAAGGGCUGAUCAUCAGAGCGGGUAACCUGGCUCUACAUCCUGAUGUCGUCGCGGACAUGGUCGACAACGACAGGACUCUGAUCGCGUACGGCAGAUAUUUCAUCGCGAACCCAGACAUCGUGGAGCGCGCCGAAAAAGGUCUACCGCUCAACAGCUACGACAGAGACACCUUCUACGCCAUGACGGACAAGGGCUACAUCGACUAUCCCACCUACGGCGAAGCCGUCAAGCUAGGCUGGUGA